ACGACCAAGGAUGUUUAUCAUAAUUAUGAUGCUCUGUUAAUUUCAAUCCUGUGUUUAAGUGAAAAGAACAGUGAAAUAUUAAAGUAAUGAAAUAACGGUAGACGACAUAACAAUUGGAAAAAAAAGUUUAGAUGAAGAUAUGGAAAAUGAAAAACGAUAUUACACCGAUGCACCUUACGAUAAGUACACUUCUGUGGACAGUGACGUGGACAAUGACGUCAUGUAUUGAUCUUCAGCAAGUGUACUACACGGAUGCAACUUUCACGUGCACAGUGAUGGACCCGCGUGUCACGUGCAACAACAUUUCCGGGAGUACAAAUGAGACCGCGGAAUCUGGAACAUGUGAUUUGAAAAAUAAGCAUGUUGUGAAAAUAGCGUGGCUGCUUUCAAAUGGGAACUUAAUGGAUAAUAAUUCUGAAAACAGUACGAAAUAUACGCUUAUUUACAGCGACAUCUCAUCAAUGUUAACAAUUCACUUCACUGACGACCCGGACUUCGGCGUGUACUAUUGUCUACGAGUCUGGAACGAUUCGUCCUUGACAUUAGAACGUAACACGUUGAACAUCGACGGCCCGGACUGGACAGCGUUUGUGGAGCGUCAGUACCGCAACCUCAUUACGGGAUCCAUCGCGGCCGCCGUCAUGUUGGCCCUCAUCCUUGUCACGUGCCUGGUAUGGCGAUACACGUGCAGCGAACACGUGCGUCGGAAGCGCAAGAUCGUGCAGAACCUUGCCAAGGGCGUGGACAGAUACAGCACGUCGUUUUACGACAACGUUGGAUCUGACCAUUACGUUAAGAAAUCUGAACACUAGAAACACUUUACACUGCUGUAAAAUGGUAUCUGACUAACUUCAUAAUCAAAGAUACGAUUCGUGUUCAUAUUCAUACCACGGAUUUCAUUGUUUUAUACUUUUAUACAUAGGUCUAAAAAUACAUUUGGUUCAGUUCACCCGACCCUACCUACGAAAUAGGCGCCGACCCUACAGUUUUUAUAGUCAAUUGGUAAAAAAAAUGUGUGUGUGUUUUCAUAUGAAGUUUAAAACCUUUAAAGCUUUAUACAGAAUAUUACUUUAAUACGAUACUCCAAUGAUGACGAAAAUGUUCGCUCGACAGCAGCCAACUUUAUACAAUUGGUAAAAGAUUUUGGUUUGGUCAAAAUCACCCAAAAUGAAAUGUUUAUUUAUUGUUCCGUAUUUAACAAAUAACUACAUGUACAACUUACAUACCAUAUCAUUUAAAUUUGAAAACCAGACUAUUUAAAAGAUAGCCUGUUGACGAGAUUUAUACAAUUCGCUGCAGAGGACGAAAAAAAGGACGCAGUAUAUGAUAAACGUUCCAACACAAAUCUGCCAGAUUCAUUAAUUAGUUUAUAUGCAAAAAAUGAGCGUAAUGAGCGUAUGUCCUUUUCAUCAUAUAUUCGCGCCUGGAGUGCAAAUCACUAGCGGGUCCAGGGUGGGGGGCACCCCCCCCCCCCCCUGAAAUCGUCCAAGUUUACUUAUUAUUUCAAUAUAGGAGAAAAAAGUAAUAAAAUACGCCCAAAAUGCACCAAAUCGGACUAAAUACUGUUAUUUUUUUUUCAUGGAGGAGUACCUCCAAUCCCCCUACCACCAAUUCAAAGAAAAUAAAUUUCGGUUCUGAGGGAGGGGCGCAAGUUAAAAGAAUACGCCCCAUAUGCUACGUCCCCUCUAACGUCGAAUCCAGGACCCGCCACUGCAAACUAACAAUAUUGUGAACAUCGCUUUGGACUGGAUCUGUAGGAACACUCAAUUUAAAAUGCAUAACAGUUAUUAAACUGUCUGUAUGCAGAAUUUAAAGAAUCACAUUUAAAGUGCAAUAUGCAUUUUACAACCGUAUCAGUUUUCUAAGAUAUAAAUUAUACUCGUAAUAAUUAUUAAGUCAAUUAAUAUUGUAUACAGCAAUUCGAGAAUUGGGCCAGUAUCGAAUAUAGAUCAAAUCUUAAUAAAUGUCUCGCUUUCUCGUUAUAAAGUACAAAAGAAAUGUUUGUCAAAAACAAAAGGUUAAUUGGGUUGAUUAAGCAUUUAAACGAAUAGAGACCGAUACGGUUACGCUAAACUUUAAACCAUUAGUUGUGUUUAACAUUGCUGUAUUUUCAUUUAUUAAAGGGAAAAAUAAAAAAGAAAAUUAGUCACACCUCCUACCACCGGCCAUGAGCACGGCGGGGACGACCCUACCGGGGCGGACCUGGAUGUCCUCUAAGCCUCCAAACUACGUGUCGCUGCCCACCUUCCGGGCCACGGAGGACGACCGACUCACACCAAGCCCUGACUUAUUCCAGGAUGGACAACAGACCCGGUACGACCCAGAUAUGCCAGGUGGGACUAUUUUCUCCGGUCGAACGUUGAAUACGUUCAAGAAAAAGAAUAAAAAGCCGGGUAUACUCAAGAAAAACGACACUGAUAACAUUCGCCAAGCUCCGCCUGUGCGGUUUAUUGACGAUGAAGACAAUGGUCGGGAAGUUGUUACAACUAACGUCGGAAAGAUUACCUUUAAAACUGCGAAACCAUAUGAAACUAUUGUAGCUGAACGCGAUGCUUUGUUAGAAUCAGAUUCCGCCUACAGCCGAAGGAUCAAGCAGCUAGAAGAAGAAAACGCUAAGGUUUUGCUCGAUUAUGAAAGCGUAUAUAAGGAAAAUAACAUUCUGCGUGAGAAAUUGGAUAAAGGGGAUGACAAUCACGUUGAAUCUUAUCAAAGAGUGUGCGAUGACCGUCAGAUUUUACGAGAAGCCGAAACUGCGUACAAGAGGAGAAUAAACCAACUGGAACAAGACGCAAAAGAGAUGCUUAAAAACUUUGAGUCUCUUUAUUCGGAGAAUAAGGUACUCAGGGACAAGUCAAAGAAGUUAGAAGACAGAUUGAAUUCUAUUGACAGGCUUGAUGAAAUAAAGAAAAUGAACGAGCUGGAAAAGAAGGUCAAACUUCUUGAGAAAACUGUAAGAACAAUGGGUUAUGAAAGAGAAGAGUUGGUAAAGCAAAACAAUGAAAUUGAAAAUCAGAAGUACAAACUUCGAGAAAAAAUGUCAGAUGUUAAAAACAGGAAUAAUUUGUUGGAGACAGAAAACGAAGGCUUGAAGCGAGGUUUUAUGGCACUUGGUAAGAAUGCAGACAAUACGUGGAAAGAACAAGAAAAACAGAAAACAAGACGCCAAGAGGAGGAGGAAAGAAUACUACGCGAAGAGCAUGCACAAUUUAAGAAAGACAUUGAAAAUAUGAACAAGGAAAUCCAUAAUCUAGAGAAGAUUAAUGUAGAGUUUAAGACAACCAACAAUAUGCUGCAGGCGGACAAAGAAGACUUAGAGAACCGGCUGAUAGAUUUGGCUAGAGAGUCAGGAAAGCGAACACCAUCUGGGAUUAAGAGAAAUAAUCGUGAGAUGGCAAAAAUCAGGGAACAGAAGUUGGAAGAACUACAAAAACGUAUGGAAGAGCUUAAAGAAGAAAAUGCUACACUGAAAGCAAAAACGGAUUUAUUUGACAAGGAAAAAGAAUUGUUUGAAAAGAAAAUAGAAGAAGCAAGAAAGCAACCAAGAGAAACUGCCUCGUCAAUCAGGAGAAAGAUGGAAACUGAAAGGGAAAUACGGGAUUUGAAUAUGCACGUUGAUAAUUUCAAAGAAAAGGUUAAACGACUAGAGGUUGAGAAUAAUGAAUUAAAAGAAGAACUGAAGAAAACUGAAGUAGAACUCAAAGCACACAGGCAAGCUGCAAAAGCAAUGGCGGAUGAUAAAGCCAACCAAAAUGAUACACAAGCGAAGACAUUAAAUGAAAAGAUAAUAGAACAAAAUAAUGAAAUAAAGACUCUUACUGAAGAAAAUCUAAAACUGAAAGCUGAUUAUAAUGCUACUAAAGAUAAACUGCAGGAUCAGAUAGAAGUCAUGAAGCGAGAACAUAAAAAUCUUAUGGACGAAAAAGAUUCUCUUCAAGCAAACAUGGAAAAGGCAUCUGGUUCAACACAAGGGAAACUCCAAGAAAUGAAAGAGGAGGUAAAUAACCUUCAAGUUGAAUUACAGUUGUUAAAGCCCAAAUAUGACGAUUUGCACAAGACAAAUGAAGAGCAAAAGGCAGAAAAUAAAACCCUAAGCACUAAGCUAGAAGAGAAUCAACAGGAGCUAGAUCAACUUAAAGAAAGCUUACGAAACAAUAGAGAUAUCUAUAAUGAACUCUCCAAAGAGCGUCGCGAAAAUGCAGAUCUUAAACGAGAGAUACAGGAGCAGAACGAACGAUACAAAACCGAACAGCUGAAACAAGAAGGGGACUUGGAAGAGCUGUUGAAAAAUCAGGAAUUCAUGAACCAGGCACUGGCAGAACAUAAAAUACGUCUCGAUAUGCUGCAACAAGAGAAGAUUGACCUCAAAUCUGAAAACGUUAGGCUUGUUAAGGCUAACGAGCGCCAAGCAAAAACAAUAGCUGAUCUUGAAGUAGAUAUGACUAAAGUAGCAGGAGACAGUUCAUCGAAACAAAAAGCCAUCGAAGAGGAGUUGGAAGCACUCAAGAAGGAAUUUAAAAAGACUGAGAAAGAACUUUUCGAAGCAAAGCAAGAGGUCCAAAUUGCAAAGAACGAAAAGGAGAACCAGAUCAACAAACUUAUGAAACAACUUGAUAAGCUUAAGAAAGAAAGAGAAAUUGAAACACAAGAACUAAAAGAUCAAAGCGACCAACUUAAGUCAGAAGUAGCCAGGUUAAAGGUGUUUGAAGAGAGGAUAAGGUCGAUGGAGUCGAAUUUGAAGGAACUGGUGAGUAGAUUACGAGAAAGUGAAGAAAGGAACAAGAAACAAACAAAUGAAAGACUCGCUAGUCUUCAAUAUGUUGUUACUGAAAUGAAAAGUGAGAACCUUGCCAACAGGAUACGAGCUGCUGAAAACGAACAGAAUGAAUUGGAAAAACACAGAUUAGAACUUGAAAUCAAACAAGAUGCAAUUAAUGAAAUACGAAAACUGAAAGAGGAAAAUCAUCGGUUAAUGGGGCUUUUAGAAGACAAGAGAGCGGCAGAAGAAGCGCAAGAUGAAUGGACCAAAAAGAGGAAUAAAUUUAACGAAAUAGUAGCACAGAAUAACAGAUUACAAGACGAAAAUAAACGUUUACUUAACUUGUUUGAAAAUAGCCAGGCAGAGAACAUGAAAAAAGAUUUACAAAUAAAAACAGAAAAACUGAAACUUCUUGAGUCAAAGUUUCAAGAGUUUACCACUGAAAAUGCGAAUCUAAAGAAGAUAAUUGAAGAAAAAGAGAUUGAAAACAAAAGGAUUGGUGAAAAGGCUGAUCGUUCCAACAGGAUACAGCAGGAAAAUAACAAACUAGUUGCAGAAAAUAAACGACUAAGAGAAGAAGGUAUGAAGAAAGAUUCGAUGAUAUCUUCCCUAAAAGAAUUAGAAGUUACUAAAUCGAAGUACAUGGAUGCUGCUACCAAUAAUCAACGUUUGUACGAGGAAAAUAUGAGAUUGCGGGAGAAUUUAGAAAAGUCAAAGGAUUACAAAGCGGAAUUUGAAAAGGCGAGAGAUAAAGAAAAGAACGCGGCCACUAAACAAGCGAGGUUCAUCGAGGAAAACAUACUACUAAAAAAUACGUUACAAAUAAAAGAAGCCGAGUGGCGGCGUGAAAUAGAAUUGCAGAAAGACCACAUUAACAAUCUACAAGUUAAAAAUAAACGUCUUACAGACGAGCUUGCAAAAUUUAAAUUAGACCUUGCUAAGAAGGAUGACAUCAUUAUCAAACUGAAAGAUCUUGAGUCAGCCAGUGGAAAACUGAAAGAUGCGAACGUUAAUGCAAAUCGAUUGUACGAAGAGAACCAGAGGCUAAGAAAUCUUCUAGAGAACGCCCAGAGCGCUGGCUGGAAAGGCAACUUUCAGAACGUAAAAUCGAUGUCUCCAGAAAAGAAAUAUCGCCAAACUUCAGCAGCAACAGCUGCCGUGUAUGUGGAGUCGAACCCAGAGAAUGAGAAAAGUUCUGCAGGCAAAAAGCGGGAGAAACGCCUAAAGGAGCGAGCAGAGAAACCUAUUCCUGAAGAUGAAGAAGUAUCUGUGACGCCUUCCAGUCAAGGUCGAGUGGAAAGUCGGAUGAAAAUUAAGUCACUACUUCCAGAUAUAAAGAAGGAAGGCACCGGGCUUUCCUAUGGUAUGGGAUACCAAGAUCUUCACAAUAAAUCGAAAAACCUAAAAGGACAAAAGUUAAUAGAAGAGCUACAAAAAGAUGCGGUCGCACUGAGAUCACAUAUUGAAAAGAAAGACAGCGAAAUAAGAAGCCUGAAAGAAGCGCUAGAAGAACAGAAGCCAGAGACAAGAAGACUUAUUGAUGAAAAGGAAACACUGAAAUCUGAGGUAGCUCGAUUGAAGAAGGAACUGGACGUCAAAUCUAUUGGAGAUAGCCUUACAAGGACCAAUCAGCUUCAAGAACAAAACCGGCGACUGGUUGGCGAGAAUUCGCGACUGCGAGAAGAGAUCAGUGUAAGAGAUAUUGAACUAGCAAACCGUGGCGCGCCUGGUUAUCAAAUGGCACAGUUUGUUGAUGUAGGUAAAGACAAAACCAUAGAAGAUAAACUGAAGAUAACACUAGCAGAAAACCGGCGCCUUUUGGAAGAAAACAAUCGACUUCGAGCGGCUUUAGAGGAGACUCAUGUCGCUGAUACGAAAAGCCGGUUUAAGGACCAGUCGGUGACGGGUUCGAUGAUUGAUGGUUUUAGGCAAGCAGCAAAAUCCUCCAAGUCUCAGUGGGCGUCGUCUAGAAACCAAAAACUGAAAAAGGAUGGGAUAAGAAAACAAACGAACGUCACUGAUGAGAUGAAAAUGUUAAAGAUUGAAGAACUCGGCAAUGAGCGCAUUUUACAAAGCCACACUCAAUCAACUACGUGUUUGUAUCCGAAAAUGGGUAAACAGAAGAGCCAGAACGUAACGUUGGUGGAUAAGCCAAAAGUGAUAAGUGUAGACUACCAACUACUUGUCGCCGAGCGAGACGAUCUCCUAGAGUCGGAACAAGGUUAUAAACGCCGUCUAGAACAACUAGAGAAAGAAGCAGGUGACACACUGAAGAGCUUUGAUGUGCUUUACAACGAGAAUAAGAUAUUGCGGUCAAAAUUGGAGACACCUGAUGGAGCGCAAGUUGAUAGCAUCGAGUCUUACAACACGGUUCAUAAAGAUAGAGAACAUCUGCGAGAGGCGAAUAGAGCUUUUAAGAGAAGGAUUCGUCAGCUGGAGAAUGACAUCGGUGAAGAACAAGCAAAGUAUAAUGACCUAUACUCCAAAAAUCAAUUGGUGACGCAAAAGGCUCAGUUAGAGACGGAAUUCGCAACUCGUGCUCGCGAUGAGAAAAUUGAUGACCUUGAAAGGGAUCAUGAUGAGAUGUCAGAAAAGUUAAAAAUGUUUCUGAAGGAAAGAGAACAGUAUGAAUAUAGAAUUGCUGAAAUGGAAAAGGAAAGGAAUGAACUACAAAACAAAUAUGAUUUCCUAGCUGAGGAAAAACAUGAAUUCCAACUCCGAUGUGAUAUUUUACAAGCUGACAGGGAAAAACUAAAAGAAAAGGUAGCUGACAUAGAAGAUAAAAUUCCAGAUCCUGAAAUCAAAGCCAAAGAGGAGCAACAGUUCCUGGCACUGCAAGCACAGGUUGCAGCAUUACAAGUAGCAAAUACAGAUGGAAGUAAAGAAAUACAUAAACUACACGAGGAAAUUCGCGUCUUGAAUAAACUGAAGAAAGAUCGAGUAGAAAUGAUUGACAGAGCUUCAAGUGUAAUUGUAGAUAAAGAAGUUGCUGAGCGGCAGAAAAUAGAACAAGAAGAAAAAGACACUGUUACACAUGAGCUGGAGGAGCAAAAGAAGAGGGCAAUAUUUGUUCUAAAAGAGAACGAUGAAUUGAAAUCAAAGAAUGCUACUCUUGAAGUACGCCUUGAAACACUAGAAAAAGACAAUGGCGAGCUAAGGAAGGAAUUAAACAUUAAACAGGCAGAAAUUGAAGAUUUAAGGGUUCAUGUCAGAGGUGGCGAUAGUCUGAACGAAGAAUACUUAGCAUUAGAAGAACGGUUCAAAGAUUUGAGAGCUGAAAAAAAUGCGCUGGAAAACGAACUAGUUCAAGAAAAGAAAAUGGCAAAACUUACUAAUAUGGAGCAAAAGAACGAAAUAGAAAAUCUGAAAAAUAAGCUCAAUGAAACCGAAAAAAAUAAUAUGAAGAACGACAGUGAUAUUCAAAGGUUACAAAUCGACAACAGCUCUUUAAACAAGGUGACGGAGGCACAAGCUCUUGAGCUAAGGAAUAUGAAGAAGCAGCUGGAACAGAUUCAGCGACUUUUGGACGACAGAACGGAAAAAUAUGAAGAAAUGAAGAAAGUAGAAAAAGAAUCACAGCAAGAAUUAAGAGAGUCACGAAUAACCCUUCAUGUAACCAGACACGAACUUGACAAUUUGAAAUUGGAGAAAGCAGGACAUUUUGAAACUCUGAGGGGAGAAAUGGAAACUGCUAAGACACAAAGGCAAGAAGAAACUGAGCAAAUGAGAAAGGAAACUAUCAGACUGCGCGAGGAGGUGAAACUUCUAAAAGAUUAUGAAUACAAGAUAACAACGAUGGACUCAGAAAUAAGACGGUUGAUGAACAGGUUGAGAAUGUCAGACCAGUUCAUAAAACUACCGAAGAAGGUUCCGAAGAAAGAUGGUGAAGUUGAUGAAGUUACUGACCUUAAAAGAAAGCAGCGGAUAUUGGAAAGGGAAAAAAUACAGUUGCUACAAGAAAAGAAGCAAUGGGAAAUCUUAAAAGAGAGAUUUGCUGAGCUUCAAAAUAAAAACAAGAGAAUUACAGAAGAGAACAAACGAGUAAGAGGGGACCUCGAUGGCACUCAUUACAAAGUUGAAACACUUGAAAAACGAUUUCACAAAAUGAAUUUGAAAACAGACGAUAUCGAUGACCCAAACAGGAUUCAGAAAGCAACUUACGUGGAAAAACCUGAGAGAAGAGAGAUCCGCUUGGUAGCAAAGAAACGAUCAGAUCACAAAACAAAGUCAAGCGUGGCAACAAAGCCAAAGCUUCAAGCCAUCUUUGAGAAUGAAAGGCCAAAACUUAACCAAGGAACUGUUGGAUUAUCUGCAAAACGUGGUCUUAAACCUCUGGCAUCAAAGAUUCAUAAGACUUACGACAGAAAAACAACCAAAACCUCGCUAAAUAUAAACGAAGAUAUGAGGUCUAAGAAACCAAGUCUUCCAGGUUUAGAAUCAAACGAGCUGAAGUUCGGAAAGGGCUAUGCUGAUUUACACAAAAACAAAUACAAGACAAAUGCAACACUGGGUUUGCUGUAACACCCAACAGUCCAAAGGCUUACUGCUAAAUUGAGAAAAUAGUAAAAUGGACUAUACAUUUACCUAAUAAACAUAAUUAUUCAAGUGAGGUUAAAGGGUUGAGCCAAGUUGCCAAAUUAAAAACGGAUAACCUCUUUAGUGUAAUAAGGUUUAGGCCAAACAGACACGAGUUAUUUAAGGGACUUGAUACGUUUUUGUUAAAUGCAAUUUUUCUGUAUGAGGAAUUUUAAAGUCUAGCAAAUCAUUAGGGGUGUUAAAAAUAUAAUACUGAUGGCGAUACUAAUAACGCAAUUAAAAAAAGGCUUAAAGGUUUAGUUAUGUUUGUGUACGAGUUCUUGUGCUUGUGUGGUUUUGUUGACCAUUUUCUAUUUUUUCUUUGACUUUUCCGUUGGGUACACACCUCAAUAAAACCAGAACAUUA
Molecule: messenger RNA, 9698 nt
Organism: Mya arenaria
Lineage: Eukaryota; Metazoa; Mollusca; Bivalvia; Myida; Myidae
Product: trichohyalin-like
Exons: 6
Coding region: 2168-9277 (2369 amino acids)
Source: RefSeq, a predicted model, not a curated record